Messenger RNA from Oncorhynchus mykiss (rainbow trout), 1316 nucleotides. Lineage: Eukaryota; Metazoa; Chordata; Actinopteri; Salmoniformes; Salmonidae. The record is from RefSeq and is a predicted model, not a curated record.
GAUGUUGAGUCACAUGAUAUCGGUGGCGAGUGAUCACGUGUCUUUUUUUACAGCCGGGUAAUCUGUAGCUCAGCCCUGUCUAGAAUUUAUUUUCCUCCUAAAACGGUUGUAUUUCAUCAAUAUACGGAUAUAUUUUGAGGCCUCAAUAUGCCUAUAUUCUCGGAGCUGUAUUUUAAUGUGGAUAAUGGUUACUUGGAAGGGUUGGUCAGGGGUUUUAAGGCUGGAAUUCUUUCACAGGGAGACUAUCUAAAUCUCGUCCAGUGUGAAACCCUGGAAGACCUGAAACUCCAUCUGCAGAGCACGGACUAUGGCAGCUUCCUGGCCAACGAGCCGUCCCCCCUCACCGUGUCCGUCAUCGACGACAAGCUCAAAGAGAAGAUGGUGGUGGAGUUCCGGCACAUGAGAAACCAGUCCUACGAACCGCUGGCAAGCUUCAUGGACUUCAUCACGUACAGCUACAUGAUAGACAAUGUGAUCCUGCUGAUCACGGGCACCCUGCACCAGCGGGCCAUCUCUGAGCUGGUACCUAAGUGCCACCCGCUGGGCAGCUUUGAGCAGAUGGAGGCAGUCAACAUCGCCCAGACCCCAGCAGAACUUUACAACGCCAUCCUGGUCGACACCCCUCUGGCUGCUUUCUUCCAAGACUGCAUAUCUGAGCAGGAUCUGGAUGAGAUGAACAUCGAGAUCAUCCGUAAUACUCUGUAUAAGGCUUAUCUGGAGGCUUUCUACAAGUUCUGCUCCACUCUGGGAGGAACCACUGGUGACACCAUGUGUCCUAUUCUAGAGUUUGAGGCGGACAGGAGGGCCUUCAUCAUCACCAUCAACUCAUUUGGUACGGAACUGUCUAAGGAGGACCGUGCCAAGCUGUUCCCCCACUGUGGCAAGCUGUACCCUGAGGGGCUGGCUCAGCUUGCCCGCGCUGACGACUACGAACAGGUCAAAGCUGUGGCCGACUACUACCCUGAAUACAAGCUCCUGUUUGAGGGAGCAGGCAGCAACCCAGGGGACAAGACACUGGAGGACAGGUUCUUUGAGCAUGAGGUGAAGCUGAACAAGCUGGCGUUCCUGAACCAGUUCCACUUCAGCGUGUUCUAUGCCUACGUCAAGCUGAAGGAGCAGGAGUGCAGGAACAUCGUGUGGAUCGCUGAGUGUAUCGCUCAGAGGCACCGCGCCAAGAUAGACAACUACAUCCCCAUCUUCUGAUCUGAACACACACACACCAGUACCUCCCUACAUUCUGAUCUGAACACACACACACACCAGUACCUCCCUACAUUCUGAUCUGAACACACACACACACCAGUACCUCCCUACAU